AUGGUGCACAGAUUGAACGCUCACAUUUCCUUUGCGCUCUACAGCGGCUCGCACGCUGUCUGUCUCUUGGUGAACAAGUAUCCCCACUACAGGAUUGUGAACUAUGACAAGCUGGAUUACUGCUCUUCGCUCAAGAACCUCGCCUCGCUGGCCGGCAAGCCCAAUUACAAGUUUGUAAAGGGCAACAUCCUUUCCGCCGAUCUGGUGAACUACAUCCUCAAGGAGGAGGAAAUCGACACCAUCGUGCACUUCGCCGCACAGACUCAUGUCGAUAACUCCUUCGGCAACUCGUUCCAGUUCACUGAGACCAACGUUCUGGGCACUCAUGUCCUGCUCGAGGCCGCCAAGGCUGCUGGCAUCAAGAGGUUCAUUCAUGUCUCGACGGACGAGGUCAAGGGCGAGAGCGUGGAGGCCGAAAAUGACGGCAUCAUGGAGCCCACCAACCCUUAUGCGGCGAGCAAGGCUGCCGCUGAGUUGAUUGUGCGAUCGUACCACCGCUCGUUCAACCUGCCGAUCAUCAUCACGCGCUCGAACAACGUGUAUGGUCCUCACCAGUUCCCCGAGAAGAUCAUCCCCAAGUUCAUCUCCCUGCUGGAGCGAGGAAGGAAGUGCUACAUCCACGGCACCGGUUCCAACAAGCGAAACUACAUCUUCGCCGAAGAUGUUGCCAGGGCGUUCGAUAAGAUCAUCCACCACGGCGUAAUCGGCAAGGUCUACAGCAUUGGCUCGGAUGACUGCUUCUCCAACCUCGAUGUCGCUCGCCGGUUGCUCAAGGCCUUCGGACUGGACGACAAGGAGAGCGAAUACCUGGAGCACGUGGAGGACCGCCUGUUCAACGACUUGAGGUACUACAUCGACACCUCCGAGACCGAAAAGCUUGGCUGGAAGCCCGAGGUCACCUUCGAGGACGGCCUCGCUAAGACCAUCGAGUGGUAUCGCAACCCCGCAAACGCGAGCAACUGGAUCGCGCCCGUCGACACUGCGCUCGUUGCCCACCCGAGGGAGAGCGAAUACCUGGAGCACGUGGAGGACCGCCUGUUCAACGACUUGAGGUACUACAUCGACACCUCCGAGACCGAAAAGCUUGGCUGGAAGCCCGAGGUCACCUUCGAGGACGGCCGCGCUAAGACCAUCGAGUGGUAUCGCAACCCCGCAAACGCGAGCAACUGGAUCGCGCCCGUCGACACUGCGCUCGUUGCCCACCCGAGGGUUGGGUAA
This is a messenger RNA of Acanthamoeba castellanii str. Neff, 1218 nucleotides long. RefSeq names its product rhamnose biosynthetic enzyme 3, putative. The transcript has 11 exons. Gene Ontology annotation, molecular function: dTDP-glucose 4,6-dehydratase activity. Gene Ontology annotation, biological process: nucleotide-sugar metabolic process. NCBI's taxonomy places the organism in Eukaryota, Discosea, Longamoebia, Acanthamoebidae. Bases 1 to 1218 code for a protein of 405 amino acids. The record is from RefSeq and is a predicted model, not a curated record.